Messenger RNA from Phytophthora sojae, 393 nucleotides. RefSeq lists its product as hypothetical. The annotation marks the transcript as partial. The record is from RefSeq and is a predicted model, not a curated record. Lineage: Eukaryota; Oomycota; Peronosporomycetes; Peronosporales; Peronosporaceae. The transcript is spliced from 4 exons.
ACACCGCGGCCAGCCAACCGCGUCUGCAAGUUCGCAGGCUGCACCCACUACGUCGUGGACCACGGUCUUUGCGUCAGGCACGGGGGUGGCAAGCGCUGCAGUGCGGAGGGCUGUUCCAGCCGCGCCAAGCACUUCGGACGCUGCUGGAAACAUGGCGGAUCACUAGAGUGCAAGGCUUCUGGCUGCUCGAACCGCGCCAAGUCGCGCGGCUACUGCUGGUCCCACGGCGGCGGCACCAAGUGCAAGACAGAAGACUGCGAUAAGAUCGCCAUCUCCAAUGGCCUGUGCUGGGCCCACGGAGGAGGCAAGCGCUGCAUCGUGCCCGGAUGCCGGAAGCAGGCGUACGAGCGGACCUGGAACUACUGCAACAGCCACUUCCAGCAGUACCAGAAG